Molecule: messenger RNA, 2094 nt
Organism: Laetiporus sulphureus 93-53
Lineage: Eukaryota; Fungi; Basidiomycota; Agaricomycetes; Polyporales; Laetiporaceae
Exons: 16
Coding region: 22-2094 (690 amino acids)
Biological process (GO): cell surface receptor signaling pathway
Source: RefSeq, a predicted model, not a curated record
CAGCGCCGGGCCCGAGCCACCAUGGUCCUUCGGUAUAUACGCUCAAGGGUAAAGGGAGACACUAUUCUCUACCUUGCCGUCUCGACCACGACCGCUACCCAGCAACUGGCGAGCGUCGUCAGGUUCGCUCUCGUAAGCGUCCCUGCUACCAUACUCUUACGGAUCUUCCAGACAAUCCAGAGUGUACAGAGGAAUAAGAGUGAAUGUUACCGACUAGCUAAUCGCUGUCUUGCUUUGCUGGUAGAUAUCAGCGAACAUAUGGAUGAUCGCUGGGACUCUGCACCUCCAUCUCUUGCGAAAGCGCUGAAUAAGUUUGAAAAGACACUCCAGUCUAUCUAUGACUUCUUGACAAACAUCGCAGGCGCAAAAUGGCACGUCCGCUUAUUCAGAAAAGGUUUCAUUGAGGACACCUUGGCCGACUUCCAUGUUCUUCUUGAUGAUGCUGCGAGAUCCUUCCAGAUUGCCACUCUCAUCAACAUUCACUAUUCUGUCGGCGACAAGAACGCUCCUAAGGCCGCCUUGCGAGCGAUACCCUCUGCAGAGAAAGAAGUGGAUUAUGUACAUGGGUCACUGGAGGUCGAGCAGAUACUGUCACCUGCUAUAGAAUAUCAAGAACGUCAUUUUACUCAAUACCAUCAGUCGGAAUCCACAUUGCGAGGGAGACCAUCCAUUCGAGGCGGAUGGUGGGCGGGAGUAGUCGAUGCCCGACUAAACGGCCGAGAAGUUUUGGCGAAGCAAUACAGCGGAAGUCGCAAGGAAGCCGCUAAGGAAUGGGCACGGGAUGUGAAGAUCCUGCAGAACAUCUUCCACCCUAAUUUACCCCAGAUGCUUGGAUACUCUUACCAAGAUGCUCGUACCCCCUUCAUCCUGCUUGCAGAUGUGCGAGCAAAAUCUCCAAGAGAACACAUGCUUGAGACCCUCAAGAAGUCCAGCUUGUCCGAUUGUAUCCACUCGAUAUUACGCCUGUACCUUGAUACAUUGGAUGCAGCAAUCUAUCUGCAGAGACAGCUGGAUUUAACUGACUCUAAGAUCCAAGAUUAUGUCGAGAACGCGAGCUAUCGAAUUGAUACUGACAAGAAGCUGAUCAUGGGAUUACCUCCGCUGGAGGUUGACAGAAUCACUAGUUGGCGAAACUAUGAUUUGGCAGGCUCUAUACAGCAGCUAUACCUCAAGCUAGUUCCAAGUAAUGGAAUCGCUGAGGGUCCGUUUGACCGCAAAAACUCCAAAGAGAACGCCGAGAUCGAAGAGAAAAUCAACCAUGCCAUAACCAUCCUCAAGGCCGUGCUCCCAGACUCUAACCAACCUUCCACCAUUCUCGCACGUCUUCAGAAGCUUCUCGGCGAGAACGAAGAUGACCAGACUUUUCUCAUGUCAAAUCAAGGACCGACUCUCCGGCAAAUCAGGUUGGCCGCGCUCCAGGCGGGUACUCACAACCACAUGUGGAGAGAGAGCGUGGUCCCUCCCAAUACGUAUGCCAUAGGAGACCUUGGAUACGUAUCCGGCGAGGGCACCUUUGUGCAGUCGUUCACUGUGCUGUGCAAUGUAAUCAAAGAAGGGCUGGUCUCAAUGGAUAUCAGCCAAGGGGCAGACGGGACCCAACAGAUCGGGAUGGGCAAUCGUUAUACCGGCAGGGACACAGCAAGAGAUACAGAUAGUCCAACCAUCGUCCGUGAGCUCUGUGGGUUCUGCGUGGCGAUUCCUUCUCCAUCACGGCAAGAGUCUGGCGCAGAUAUACAGUGCUUGGACCAGCGUUUCUCAGUGGCCGACAUGGUCCGCAAUGGCUUCAAUGUGGGCCCACAGCAUAUGAUGUCUCCCGAGCAGCAGAGUUUCGGUGCAUUCAGCCAGCGCGCACAGCCACAACAAGGAUUCGGCGCGUUUGGUCAACAAGCCCAUUUCCGCCAGGGAUUCAGUGCACCGAUUGCACCGCAAAUCGUAUAUCUAUUCACUUCCAUGGACAAGGAGGAGGAAUGGUCCGAUGCUCCCAUACCCCGCGGGCCAGCUCCGGCAGGUCGAAAGACAUAUCACCUGUUAAGAGCAGAAAACUUCGCGUUUCUCAACUAUGUACAGUUACAUCCUGAAGAUUUCGUGGACUAA